CAGCUACUGCAUCUGUGACAGCUGGAUUCCCGACCAGAGAACCGGCUACCGGUACAUCAUCUACCCCAUCACCAGAACUGACGGUAGCCGAUACAGGACCCUCCUCUACCUGUUUGUCCGGCACCUCCGUAUCCUCCACGUCAUUGUCGGCUGUGUCUUCAAUAUCCCUGGGAACGUCUUCACUAAGUCCAAAUAUGCCCUCUGCCUUAUGUUCACUCUGCUGCUGAUGAUGACCUUGACCCUGGUGACCACGGGGGUCAUCAAGGUGGAGCUGUACGGGGACCGGAUGAUCAUGAAAUCGGCGGGAACUUUCCAGUCUCUGAUGUCAGAGCUCAUUCUGACGUCAUUUAUUGGCUCCAUCAUCUCGUUCUUGAUCGUCCUCCUGGUGAAUUUUAUAGGUCUCAACCAGACGGGCACACAUUCACUCAACUGGCCUCAAAGUAUCCGGCAUGACGUCACGCUCCCGCCCCUGCCGGAUAGGCCGGCGCCCUCCCUCUUAAACAUGACGCGCCCCGUGGAUAAAGCCGCGACGCCCACAGAGACGCCUAAGAGACUUUCGAAUAAAUCCCCCCGAUCAGAAGUCACAAGUUUUUCCGAUAACCGGAGCCCCUCGGAUGACGGAACGACCGUGGGGCCGUCGGUGGAGGAAGAAACGAACCGGAGCGACAAUGCGGGGGAGGACACCCCCCGUGUGCGGAGAAUGUCGAGCGUUUUUUCUGCGAAAGGUGGCGAGCCCGUCAAGAGGGACGCCGAGAUCGGUGAGGUCAUCGCCAAACAUCGGCAGCGGAACCAGAGAAUCCUGAAGAGCAUCCAAGAUACGGGCGUGGACCUGUCAGCCUUCAGGGCGCGCAGAGAGAGAUCUCCCUCGGAGGCGUCGUUGUUCUUGUACCACAUUUUUCUGGAGAAUCUGCACCUGGACCCCCAGUGGCAAAAGGCUCAAGACAAAGGCAUCAACUGGAUUUCCAUCGCGGAGACGACGGUGUUGUGUGUCCUCAUCUUGACCAUCAUCUCCAUCAGCUACCUGGUCAUCUUCUACGGCUUCCACAUGACGGAAACUGCCCACUACCUGCUCGUCAGCUUCGCCACGUUCUUCAUCGUACAGGCCAUCAUUCAUCCCUUCUUCAUCAUGGUCGUCGCCUUCAUCGUGUUUGAGAAAAAUCCGCUCUUUAAGACUGAGGCUGACUUCAAGUUCAAAGCUUGCCAGAGGUACCUGUACUCUGGUCUGAAGAUUGGAACCCUGCUCAAGUCUGACCCCAAGAGAACCGUGUCCUACAAACACACGUACCUCUCUACUGCCUGGAAGUUCAUCUACCGCAAGCACACUCGUAACGUGCUCAAGGAGCUUGGGGUCCACAUCCCGACGGUGGAGGAAAAGGGGGUCGGGGCGGUGGGGGACAUGCCGGCCCCCAAACGAGGCUCGGACUUCCAGCGCUCGGCCCUGCUCUUCAUCUUUGUGGUGGUUGUCAUCAUCAACUUCCAGAGCGGCGACGUCCUGAUGCGCUACCAGCAGACGAGCUUCUUGAGGCAGCUGUUGCAGGUCGGCCGGGCAGAGGUCAGCAUCAACACGUUUAUCAGCAUCGACGACUUCUGGAACCACCUCAAGUACAGCUUCCACAUGAAGACACACAACUGGCUGUCCAACGCCAACACCACCACCAGCUUCAACAGCCUCCCCAACGUCAGGAUACGACAACUGCGGGUACAGCCGUAUGAUGGGAACUGUACCGAAGACUUCAACGAACUCAUCAGCCCCAGAUGUCACUUUGACAUCGAGAGAUCAAAGGCAGAGUUCAAGAACUACGCGCUGUCGUGGGGCAAAAUUACAAAACGUGAAGUCCUGUUUGGUCCUUUCAAAAAUGAGGAGGGCGAGAUAUUCAAUACUUGGGAGCAUAGGUACCCCUCUGAUGGGUACAACGCCAUGUUUUCGGUGCGAGCAAAGAAAGCUGAAGAACUCGAUUACCUGAAGAGUCGACAAUGGAUCGACGAAUACACUCGGGCGGUGCGAGUCGAUCUCGCGUUGUUCAACGCUGACACUCAACUCGUCACGUCCAUUGUUCACGUAUACGAGUUCAAUUCCGUGGGCAUAUCCCAAGACACGCCCCAAGUCUACAGCUUCCCCCUCUUCUACAACCCGACACAGAGCAUCGUACUACGUGGGUUCAUGGUGGUCAUGUUGAUUCUCACAGUUCACUACAUUAAGGAGGACAUUGUACAGAUGCAGGACCAAGGGUUAAUGACCUUCCUGAAAAAACCUAUGUCCUGGAUCAACAUCAUUGAACGUGGCAACUGUGUGAUCGUGAUGAUACUCUUCGUACAGGAAUAUUACAUUCGGAAACAAGCGAUUCUCGACGUACAGAACAUCUACUUUGAUAACAAAGAUUCCCAGACCUACAUCGACUUCACAGAGGUGUCUGACAUUGCUUACAAAAUUACGUCAUCCUCCUGCGUUCUGGCACUGACUGUUUUCUUAAAAGUUAUUUUACAGACAAGAAACAUCGGGUCACUGCUGAUAUUCCUGGAACUUGUUCCCCCAGUUCUGGCCAUCACGUACAUUCCUUUCCUGGCCAUCAUGGCCUUCUCCUCCACUGGGUACCUCCUCUUCAGCGACUUCUCAGAUUUCCGGUCCGUGACGUCAUCGACGUACACCGUCACUGGCCUGCUGCUGAACCAGGACGUCAUACCGCCGCUAACCGGCCUGUACCGGAUCUGGGGGCCCCUCUUCAUCGGAACCAGUAUGUCGAUUCUCAACUAUGUCAUUGUCAACUACUACAUCAUCCUGCUGAAUGAGAAAUAUUCUAGAAUCUGUGAGGCGGUGCGAAUCAAGACGGGGGGCAAGGUGACGUUUCUGGAUGAGAUCGGGACGUGGAUGAAGCAUAAGACAGUGGAAUAUGAAGAGCUGGACAGUGAGGAGGAGAUGGUCGACCACAGCGAGGACAACCAACAGAUUGCCGUCAAGGAUUCUCACAGAGGUUUUGAUUUCACAACAUGGAUAGAACAAGUACAGGAAUCUAACAAGUAGAUCUAGCUUUUCUCACAAGUAGAUCUAGCUUUUCAAAUAAAUAAAAUGAAAAGUGUCCAAUAUAAUAAAAAUGAUUUAAUAGUAUCCAGCUAUGCUUACUGAAGGCUUCAGUAAGACUUACUCGUUCAAUGCUAGAACUAGUAAAUCAGGCAAAUAUAUGAAGGAUAAAGUACUUAGAAUGAUCCCACCCCCUCCCAAACUAUCAGCUCAGGGUUAGAGCUAGUAUCAGUUGACAAACACUUCAUGAUGAAAUGCACUGAGCCCUAUCUAUUUGUAAAUCGUGAAGUUUGCCCAGUGUCAUUUAAUUGAAACUAUGACAUUGCAAGAUGCAACAUACUUACUAAUGUUUUAGUGUAAUAUAACAUUUUAAUUUCUCGUGUUAUCUUUGGCCAAUGAAUAAGAAACUUAAAAAAUCUGCAUGAUUAUAGUCACAGAAGUGCUUUUUCAUGGAGUUAUUACUGUUGAAUUCUGGAGGCCAUUUUACCAGUUUGACAUAUGAGAGAGGAUUUCUAUCAUAGAAAGUUCUCAUUCACCCAAAGAGAAGAACCAAUUGAAAUAGCUGGACUACCUACUGCUUUUGUAACAUUUUUAUCAGGUUCUGUGUUAAAGCUUGAUUACUAAUUACUAUUAAUUUGUAAACAUUAUGUGACAGAGGUGAGGAGCCUGUUGAAUAAUUAGA
This is a messenger RNA of Physella acuta, 3698 nucleotides long. RefSeq lists its product as uncharacterized. NCBI's taxonomy places the organism in Eukaryota, Metazoa, Mollusca, Gastropoda, Physidae. The record is from RefSeq and is a predicted model, not a curated record. Gene Ontology annotation, biological process: detection of mechanical stimulus. Gene Ontology annotation, cellular component: membrane. Gene Ontology annotation, molecular function: calcium channel activity.